Messenger RNA from Lottia gigantea (owl limpet), 654 nucleotides. RefSeq lists its product as hypothetical. Lineage: Eukaryota; Metazoa; Mollusca; Gastropoda; Lottiidae. The coding region runs from base 75 to 569 and encodes 164 amino acids. The transcript has 4 exons. The record is from RefSeq and is a predicted model, not a curated record.
UUUUAAAUCUUGAGCGAUAACGUCUUUCAUUUGGUGGUGUGUUUAGUUAGAGAACUGGUCUUUUUAGCAACAUCAUGGUCUCCUGGAGUUUCGUCGCUGCUUUAACAGUCGCAACUAUUGCUACAGUAUAUUGCGUACUACCAGAACAAUUUCACGAAUGUGUUAAAGGAUGUCCGAGUGGAUUUUUCUAUUUUGAUGACAGUUGUUAUGUCAUUCCACGUAUCAAGGUAUCCUGGGGACAAGCCGUGGGUUAUUGCCGAGCCUUAGAUUCAGAACUUUUAACUAUUGAAACAGCUGCUGAACAAGAAUUCCUUGCACAAGAAUUAAAGAAACAUCAUGGUAAGAUGUUCUGGUUUGCUGCCCAAGAUAUGGUGGUAGAAGGUAUUUGGCGAUGGACAAGAUCAUUAAGUCCUGUCCUUUUGAAAUACUGGAGAAAAGCCCAACCUGACAACCGACUUGCUCCCGAUUAUAUCCACCGAGAACAUUGCGGGGCCAUUGCUGAAGACGGCUGGUCUGAUGAGCUUUGUAACGACGAGCAUUACUUUAUUUGUGAAAAACCCAGUUGGUAAGGAGUCGUAACCACUCGAGUUUUGACGGAGAAAAACUGAUUCAAUUAGAUGUAAAACAACACAAUAAAAUUCUUCUAAAAACUUC